AAUCUAGCCAAAGAUCUGGGUUUGGGACUAUCAGACAUUUUUGAUCGUAAACUGCGUGUCGCCUCUGAGGCUGGUAAGCAGUAUUUCAGUGUGGAUGCGGGGAAGGGCGAGCUGGUGGUGAAUGACAGAAUAGACAGAGAGGCUUUAUGUGGACAAAGCGCCAGUUGUGUGUUGCCUCUGCAGGUCGUCCUAGAGAAUCCUCUUAGUUUACAUCGGAUUGAGGUAGAAAUAAAAGAUAUCAAUGACAAUUCACCCAGUUUUCAUACAAAAGAACUGUCUUUGAAAAUUUCUGAAUCGGCAGCAGUGGGAACUCGUUUUCCCUUGGAGAGUGCAGAAGAUUCUGAUGUUGGCAGUAACUCAGUUAAAUCCUACAUGUUGACUAAAAACGACUGUUUUACAUUAAAAAUGAAGGAAGUUGAGGAUGGCAAAACAGUCCCCGAGUUAGUGUUAGAGAAGCCCCUUGAUCGAGAGAAGAAAGCAGUUCAACAGCUGCUACUGACUGCAUUAGACGGAGGAAACCCAGUCAUGUCUGGAACCUCACAGAUUACAAUCACAGUGCUUGAUGUAAAUGACAACUUUCCAGUUUUUGAUAAAAAUACAUAUAAAGUUUCGUUGGCGGAAAAUACUGCAAAAGAUACUUUUGUUAUCAAAAUUACAGCAACGGACGCUGACGAGGGUCCAAACGGAGAAGUGGAAUUCUCUUUUGGCUCGCGGACACCUGAUUCCGUUUUAUCCGUGUUUGAAAUAAAUUCAUUUACAGGGGAAAUACGUUUGAAAGGAGAUUUAGAUUAUGAAAGAGCCUCGUCUUACAAAAUCGAAAUAACUGCGAAAGACAAGGGUGUUCCUGAAAUGGAGAGUCACUGUCGUCUACAGAUAGAUGUUACUGAUGUUAAUGAUAACACUCCAGAAAUUGUUCUCACCUCUGAACCGCAGCCGGUGCGCGAAGAUUCACCAACUGGCACAGUUGUGGCUUUGCUCAACGCACGUGACGCUGACUCUGGUAAUAAUAGUAAAGUGACAUUAAGACUACCCAGAGGUUCUCCAUUCACUUUAAAACCAUCAUUUUCUAAUAAUUAUGCACUGGUUACAAGUGCUGCUUUGGACAGAGAGCGUUUCUCAGAGUAUAGUAUUGAGAUAACAGCCACUGAUUCAGGCUCUCCUCCUCUGUCCAGUAAGAAGGUUAUACCUGUCAGCAUCACUGAUGUGAAUGAUAACCCUCCUAUAUUCACUCAGCCCUCCUAUAAUGUAUAUUUAAAAGAGAACGGGGUGCCAGGCUCUAUACUGUACUCAGUAUCAGCAUCUGACCUGGAUUUUGGUGAAAACGCCAAAAUCUCUUACUCUAUACUGGACUCUAAAGUGCAGGACGUGUCUGUCUCAUCUUAUGUUUACAUUAACUCAGAUAACGGCAGCAUCUACAGCAUGCACUCGUUUGACUAUGAGAAACUCAAGGUGUUUCAGAUUCAGGUUCAGGCAAAGGAUCAGGGCUCUCCGUCUCUCAGCAGCAACGCCACUGUCCAUGUUUUUAUCCUGGACCAGAACGACAAUGCCCCCGCUGUUAUUUACCCCUCCUCCGCCAUGGGCUCCCUCUCUCAUCAGAGGAUGCCCCGCUCCGCUAAAGCGGGUCACCUGGUUACCAAGGUGACGGCCGUGGACGCUGACUCGGGCCAUAACGCCUGGAUCUCCUACAAAGUGGCGGAGGCCACAGACGCCUCUCUCUUCACUGUCAAUCUGUACACAGGGGAGGUGAGGACUAAACGCGCUGUGUCCGAGCAGGACGACUCCUCUCAGAGGCUGCUCAUAGAGAUCAAGGACGACGGGGAACCGGUCCAGUCCGCCACCGUCACGGUGUCCAUCCAGCUGGAGGACGGCCUCCAUGAGCCCAUCUUAGACCUCCGACAGAAAGCGGCCGAGCCCAGCAAGAAAACUGGCAGAAUCACCCUUUAUUUGAUUCUCUCUCUGGCCUCGGUGUCCGUGCUGUCUCUGGUGACUUUUCUCAUCUUAGCGGUCAAAUGCAUGAGGAACAGCAGAAGCAGCGGUACUUGCUGCAUGAGACGGAGCGACUGUGAUGAUUACAAGAACCCCAACAGAAACCUGCAGAUUCAGCUCAACACUGAUGGACCUAUAAAGUACGUGGAGGUCCUGGGAGGAGACAUGUUGUCUCAGAGUCAGUCUUUCAGGUCCUGUAUGUCUCCAAUGUCAGAGUACAGUGAUUUCACUUUGAUAAAGCCCAGCAGCACCACUGACUUUAAGGAGGUCAUCAGUGUCCUGGAUGCGUCUUUGCCCGACAGCACCUGGACCUUUGAGAGCCAGCAGGUGAGCUGUGUGUAG
This is a messenger RNA of Epinephelus moara (kelp grouper), 2328 nucleotides long. Its product is annotated as protocadherin gamma-C5-like. The transcript is spliced from 2 exons. Bases 373 to 2328 code for a protein of 651 amino acids. The record is from RefSeq and is a predicted model, not a curated record. Gene Ontology annotation, molecular function: calcium ion binding. Gene Ontology annotation, biological process: homophilic cell-cell adhesion. Gene Ontology annotation, cellular component: plasma membrane. Lineage: Eukaryota; Metazoa; Chordata; Actinopteri; Perciformes; Serranidae.